Coregonus sp. 'balchen' is the source of this 3907-nucleotide messenger RNA. The record is from the annotation of a GenBank genome assembly. NCBI's taxonomy places the organism in Eukaryota, Metazoa, Chordata, Actinopteri, Salmoniformes, Salmonidae.
GUGAAUGAUCACUAGAAACUCGUGUUCACACCGCAUGUGGCGCAACGGAGUGAGGAGGCGUAAACAGCAGAGAAUCUCGUAGCGAGGUAAGGUGAGUAAUAAAAACAUUUAAAUAUAAAAGAUCACAGUAUUUGUAUUAUGUUCGACCUUAGCUAAUGUAUCAAACUUAGAAGCGCCAUAAAAUGAAUCUCCGAAAUCAUGUGUUUUCAUGGCGAUAAUGGCUCGCUGAUGUUAGCAUUAGCCUUUCUAACGUUAUUGGGUCCGUCCGUGGCCUAACUGCUACUUCGACUAGGUCGUUAUGCGCGGGAAAUUAGCCCUAUUAAAAUUAUAAUUUUGCCUCAUUAAAAUAUGGCCAAUGAAUGUGUCUAACAAUAUACUAUUGAAACUAAGAAUUUGUGAAUGUGGUUGAUGACUGCAAUUUUUUAAAUGUUGAAUGGCUGCUGCGCGGCCUAGCAAUGCCACAUUCAACAGAGGUGGUGUUUGCAUUUUGCUACAGCCAGAAACUGCUGCAAUCUCAACGUGACAAGGCCAGAAGGCCUCAUGCACUGGUAAUGCUUUUACCGAGGAUAACUACCUUUUUAAUGGAUCUGCAUAGAAAGUACCUCGGUAGAUCAAAUUGUCAGGGAGAAUAAGCCAUAUUUUGCAGUUAACCAGGUUUGUGUUCGCUAGGUAGCUAGCAUUGCUAAUGUUAAUCAACUAGCCAGACGUGACAUGUGUUUCAUUAGCUAACUUACCGACGUUGCUAGCUAGUUUGCUAGCUAUCUACGCUAACAUUGUAGGGUAACGUGUUAGGCCCUUUCAUAGUUUAUACCCGCAUGUCAGCUUGCUCAAGCAGGGGUAGCCAUGACCAAACCACCACGAAAUGUAAAUAAUUUCAGGUGGCAUAUGGAUAAUUCUUUUUGACAUUUUAGAGUAGUAGCCGCUAGCUAGAUACCACCCACUGGGCAAAAACUGGUUGAAUCAACUUUGUUUCCACGUUAUUUCAGCCUAAAACAAAUUGUGAUUAUGUUGAAUCAACGUGAAACUAAGUAGUUUUUAAAAGUCAUGCGCAGGAGGAAAUUGUAUUUUUACCACCCAACUUUUAACCUAAAUCCAAUGACAUCAAAUUUUUUUUUGAAUUCACGUUAGUUGACAAUUGGACCAAAAGUAAAAACAAAACUAGAAGUUGAAAUGAUGUCUGUGGGCAGGGCUGAUAAGGCUAACAGCACAUGGUUGAUUGAGGUGGUCAGUCACUUGAUUGAGUUGGUAACAAGCCAUGGAUGGGCCCAACUUUUAUUGGCCAACCCUGACCUUUGCCUCCAUUGUUGAUUGUAUCAUUUACCAUACCCUUAGAAUUCCUGCCUCUUUGGAAAUGACUAGCCAAAAGUGUGGUUUUAGUUGAAGUCUUUUCUGUUUUCUCUGCAGAUAUGGAGAUGAGCAGCAGCAGUGAGUGCUUCCGAUGUGGCCGUCCUGGGCAUUGGAUCAAAAACUGUCCUGAAGCUGGGAGUGGGGGGCGUGGCCGCGGCAGGGGAAGAGGAAGAGGAAAGGGUACCUUUCUUGGUUUUUGGGACACACCCUCACAUUCUGCACAGUGUGUGAGACUGGCUUGUCAAGCAGAGAUGUAUGAACAAUUCUCAGCAGCUGCCUUAAGUUUGCUGAGCACAAAGGCCUUUUCCUAUGGGGAAUGACCUGUGUUAUUGGCUGCUUUCAGGGUUUUCACAUAGUCCUAUCACUUCGCUACCACUGGGAUAUCAAAACGACAAAGCAUGGUUGUCUUAGUCACAUCUAUUACGUGAUUAUGUUGGUUUAGUUCACAAUCGCAUAGUUCAAUGUCAAACGACAUGGCAGCAAAACGAUACAUGUUCCUCCUCAGUUAGGGUUGCCAGUGUUUUUUCUCUUUCACAGAUGAGUAAAGUAAACCUCUGCGUCACCUUUCCUCUUCUAGAUCUGUUUUGCUAUCGCUGUGGAGAGCAAGGUCACAUUGCCAGGGACUGUGAACAGACCGAGGAUGGUGAGAAUAAUUUUCUUUCCUUUAUUGAAUGCUAAGUACAUGCCAAUGGUUUUGUCAACACAACUCCUGGUUUUCGUAACGUUAAACUUGUAGUUCCAAUAUGGACUUGUUCAGCUUUACAGUGAGCAAUAGUUGUAGCCUUCUUGUGACUGUCACUAUGUACUAGGUCCUACUGUUAUUCAGGAUCUGGGGACACAUGGUAUUUCAGAAUGUUUAUUACAUGUUACAAACAUUGUAUAAAACAAAUUCUUGUUUGAAUAAUGGUAUUUUGAAAGAUAUGUAUUAAUAAUUGAUAGCCAUGCCGUUGUUAAUUGCUUUGAAGUAGUUCUGACAAAAUGCCAUAUUACAUGUUAAUUUUAAGAACAAAUCUUUAACAUACAACUUUUUUCUUUCUCCUCAGCCUGCUACAACUGCCACAGGAGCGGCCAUAUUUCCAGGGACUGCAAGGAGCCCAAAAAGGAGAGGGAGCAGUGCUGCUACAGCUGUGGCAAGGCUGGCCAUGUGGCCCGUGACUGUGACCAUGCCAACGAGCAGAAGUGCUAUUCCUGCGGAGGCUUCGGGCACAUCCAGAAACUUUGCGAUAAAGUCAAAUGUUACAGGUGAGUGGCCACUUAGGACAAAUAUAUUUGUAAAACAAUGUUUGUAAUAAAUACACAUGGUAACUACUCAUACUUGCAUGUUCCCAUGUACAGAGCAAACUUGACUAACAACUGCUGAAAGCACAAACACACAACGCGUUUCGACAAGUCUUCUCGAGAGUGACAUGCAGUCUCUGGUACCCCCUUCUUUUGGGGACAUAAAUGGUUCUACUGUAGUCUUAACUUAUAGGCAUGUAUAUACCUGAAGUGGCAAGCUUUCAAGUAGUUAUGCUGUGUAUGAAGAUAUAUGUAUGUUUGUGCUGUGUAUAUGGUCCUUCCGCUUUUUGUUUCCAGUUUAGUUCCCUUCUCCGCCGAAGCCAUGUAAAUGUUAACGCUUAUGCUUGGUCAACUGAAAUCCUAAUGUUUUCUCUCCUCUUUCCAGGUGUGGCGAGAUCGGCCAUGUGGCUGUGCAGUGCAGCAAAGCCAGUGAGGUGAACUGCUACAAAUGUGGCAACACCGGCCACCUGGCGAAAGAGUGCACCAUCGAAGCCACCGCAUAAUCAGUGCCCUUUGUUGCCCCUCCUAUUUUUUCUGAUUGAUGGUUGGUUGUAUUAUUUUUCUCUGAAGCCUCUUCACUGGCCAAAGGUUGGCUGACAGAGGCUAGUCCCGGGCCAGUGAGCCUCUCAACAUGUAAUAUGAAGAAAGGGGUGGGAAAAAAAAAUAUCUUUCUGCAUUCAAUACAAAAAAUGUUUGUUUAGUUUGGUAGCGGUGUUAUGUAUAAUGCUUUGUUAAAGAAUCCCCCUUUCCAAGCCACUGGUGAACAGAGAUGAAUGAAUGGGACUAAAUAUAUGGGAUAUAGAGGACCUCUGGGCUUGUGGAAAGCGAGUCUCAGUAAGAAGGGAGUAAAAAGAAACCUGAACUUCCAUGUAUGGUUAUUUUUGGUUUGUUUUAGUGGGAUAACAUAUGAGUUGGCCAAGAGAGUAUGACAUGGGAAACAGUUCACAACAUAUGAGCCGUUUGCAUCUGGGCCCUACAAGCAGCAAAGUGCCGGGCGAUAACAAACUGCAUGUUAUAUCGAUAAAUGCCAUUACAUUUUGGAAGAAUUUAAAGAAUCUACUGUUCUUUUAUAAAAAGAAAUCUGUUUACAAUUUAAAGGAGUAUCAGUAAAUAGACCAAGGUAGACGUUUCCCCAAAAAUUAUUUUGGAAACUUACCUUGGAACAAUUAGCAUCAAAAACAGUUGUCAGAUCAUCAGAAUUAGCAGUUAUUUGGGAAUGGAGAAUGUUUUCACAGAAAUCAAAUGUUAUUUUUGUACAAUAUCACUUAGACUACUGUAAAAA